AUGAUCCCAAAGCUUAUUCACUAUUGCGGAUCCUCAUUAGACGGUUCCAGUGACUUUCACCUGGUUGACUGGAAACCUGACAUCAUCCUGAUAGCUCGCCAGGCCAUCGACUUAACGGGUUUGUUGAGAACAGGUGUGUGGUCGUGUGAAGCUGGUUGCUUCUGUGUGUACCACUUAUUUCCUGGCGGCUUGUCGCUGGUAGCCCGUGACCGGGUUUGGUCGGAGCUGCGGGUAAGUCUCGCCCUCCAGGGGCUGCACAAGCUGCUUUUGCCUUACCGGAUCUGCGGUGGCCGCGGAGACUGUUUGUUUGCCUACACUCACCAGUAG
Menidia menidia (Atlantic silverside) is the source of this 327-nucleotide messenger RNA. NCBI's taxonomy places the organism in Eukaryota, Metazoa, Chordata, Actinopteri, Atheriniformes, Atherinopsidae. The record is from the annotation of a GenBank genome assembly.